AACGUCCACUUUCUCUAUAAAUACUCCUGCCUGCCUAUUGCCUAGCUAGCUCCUUAACCACAUCUCCCUUCUCAGUUCUCACUCUUCUCUUCAGUUCAUUGAUUUUCCUGCCAAACAUAAUGCAUUUCCGACUGCAAUCACAUGCAUUUUUUUUGCUUGCUUUUCUAGCAUUUUAUGCAUCAAGUUGCGAGCAAGAGGACUACUGGAGGAUGAAGUUACCAAAAGUCCCCAUGCCGCAAGCUAUCAAGGAAAAUCUACUCCACGGUAAUGCUAUUGAGCCAAUUACAAUAAACACCAAGGAGAAAAUGGCUAAUUUCGACAAGCCUUACACCGCCAAGAAUGAUAAAGUUGUUGCUAGUGAAAACCAACCUUGGACUGUUGCUGCUUGGCGUUACAAUCCAGACACUGAUGCUACUGCAGUUGAGCCAGUUAGUCAUGAUGUGGCCAACACCAACGUCGUCACUACCAAGAAGGAUAAAACUGUUGCUAGUGAAAAUCAGCCUUGGACUGUUUCUGCUUGGCGUUACAAUCCAAAAACUGGUGCGAAUGAAGUUGAGCCAGUUAGUCAUGAUGUGGCCACCACCAACGCCUUCACCACCAAGAAGGAUAAAACUGUUGCUAGUGAAAAUCAGCCUUGGACUGUUUCUGCUUGGCGUUACAAUUCAGAAACUGAUGCUAAUGCAGUUGAGCCAGUUAGUCAUGAUGUGGCCACCACCAACGCUGUCACCACCAAGAAGGAUAAAACUGUUGCUAGUGAAAAUCAGCCUUGGACUGUUUCUGCUUGGCGUUACAAUCCAAAAACUGGUGCGAAUGAAGUUGAGCCAGUUAGUCAUGAUGUGGCCACCACCAACGCCUUCACCACCAAGAAGGAUAAAACUAUUGCUAGUGAAAAUCAACCUUGGACUGUUUCUGCUUGGCGUUACAAUCCAGAAACUGAUGCUAAUGCAGUUGAGCCAGUUAGUCAUGAUGUGGCCACCACCAACGCCGUCACCAUCAAGAAGGAUAAAACUAUUGCUAUUGAAAAUCAGCCUUGGACUAUUUCUGCUUGGCGUUACAAUCCAGAAACUGUAGCUAAUGCAGUUGAGCCAGUUAGUCAUGAUGUGGCCACCACCAACGCCGUCACCAUCAAGAAGGAUAAAAUUGUUGCUAGUGAAAAUCAGCCUUGGACUGUUUCUGCUUGGCGUUACAAUCCAGAAACUGAUGCUAAUGUAGUUGAGCCAGUUAGUCAUGAUGUGGCCACCACCAACGCUGUCACCACCAAGAAGGAUAAAACUGUUGCUAGUGAAAAUCAGCCUUGGACUGUUUCUGCUUGGCGUUACAAUUCAGAAACUGAUGCUAAUGCAGUUGAGCCAGUUAGUCAUGAUGUGGCCACCACCAACGUUGUCACCACCAAGAAGGAUAAAAUUGCUGCUAGUGAAAAUCAGCCUUGGACUGUUUCUGCAUGGCGUUACAAUCCAGAAACUGAUGCUAAUGCAGUUGAGCCAGUUAGUCAUGAUGUGGCCACCACCAACGUCGUCACCACCAAGAAGGAUAAAACUUUUGCUAGUGAAAAUCAGCCUUGGACUGUUUCCGCUUGGCGUUACAAUCCAGACACUAAUGCUAAUGCAGUUGAGCCAGUUAGUGAUGCGGCCACCACCAACACUGUCACCACCAAGAAGGAUAAAACUGUUGCUAGUGAAAAUCAGCCUUGGACUGUUGCUGCUUGGCGUUACAAUCCAGACAACAUCAAUGAGAAAAAUUCUAUAAAAGCUUCACAUAAUCAUCAUCAUUUCAUACACAAUGCAAACUCAAAGGAUUCUGAGGUGAAGGAAGAAAACUUAGGCGGGUCAGUAUUUUUCGUGGAGGAAAGUUUGCGUCUUGGAAUGAAGUUGAAGCAUGAUUUUCAAAAGACUAAAAAACGUCCUUGUUUGCCGAAAAAAAUUGCUCAAUCUAUCCCUUUUUCAGUAGAUAAAGUUGCAGAAAUUCUUAACUUGUUUUCGAUAAAGUCUGAAUCUGCAGAAGCAACAGCGAUAAGGGAGACUCUUGGUAUAUGUUUGCAAAGACCAAAGGUGAAGAAAGAAAAUAGGACUUGUGCACAAUCCAUGGAGGAUAUUGUAGAUUUUGUUGUAAAGGAGUUAGGGACAAAUGAUGUUCAAUUAAGAAUGAUGAGGAACAACAUUGAGGUAGCUCAUGGCAUACAAGAUUAUGUGGUAACAAAGGUGAAGAAGUUGGUUGUACCAGGCAAUACAGCAGCAGCAUGCCAUAGGAUGGUCUACCCUUAUGUUGUGUACUAUUGUCACCACCAACAAGACAUUGGUCAUUACGACAUCACUUUAGUUAGCCCAACCUCCGGUAACGCCAUCCAGACCACCGCCGUUUGUCACUACGACACAUACGCUUGGCAACCAGAUGUCGAAGCCCUUCGAUACCUCGGAAUCCGUCCGGGCGAUGCCCCAGUUUGUCACUUCUCUGCCAUUAACGACAUGUUUUGGAGUAUCAAACCAACUCACUCCAAGUAUCUCGACAUGGCUCAGUAAAGAGAGUCAUAUAAUCAUAUGAGUCAUGACGUUGUUUCUAUGCUAUCCUACUUGUAUCUUGUAACAUAAAUAAAAGCCUGGUUUGCAGGUUGAUGGUACAUGGUAUUAUUAUCCAAUAUCCAUGCAAGCUACCUGCGUUGUUGACUCUAUUUGUAUAAUUAAAUCAUUUCAUAUGAA
Beta vulgaris subsp. vulgaris (sugar beet) is the source of this 2693-nucleotide messenger RNA. RefSeq names its product BURP domain-containing protein 17. The record is from RefSeq and is a predicted model, not a curated record. Lineage: Eukaryota; Viridiplantae; Streptophyta; Magnoliopsida; Caryophyllales; Amaranthaceae. The transcript has 4 exons. Bases 120 to 2516 code for a protein of 798 amino acids.